Myotis brandtii (Brandt's bat) is the source of this 1229-nucleotide messenger RNA. It is a transcript of the gene CD79B, whose product is annotated as CD79b molecule, immunoglobulin-associated beta. NCBI's taxonomy places the organism in Eukaryota, Metazoa, Chordata, Mammalia, Chiroptera, Vespertilionidae. The record is from RefSeq and is a predicted model, not a curated record. Bases 82 to 762 code for a protein of 226 amino acids. Gene Ontology annotation, molecular function: transmembrane signaling receptor activity. Gene Ontology annotation, biological process: B cell receptor signaling pathway; B cell differentiation. Gene Ontology annotation, cellular component: external side of plasma membrane; membrane; B cell receptor complex. The transcript has 6 exons.
ACAGCCCAGGCAGUUACACGUUUUCCCUCCAGGAGCCUUCGUCGUCAUUGCGGGCUUGGGAUCCGAGACCGAGGGGUGGCCAUGGCCAGGCUGGCGCUGUCUCCUGUGCCCAGCAACGGGCUGGUGGUGCUGCUGAUGCUUCUGUCAGCAGGUGAGACUGUGUUCGCGGAAGCAAAGGACCAGCAACGGAUUUCCCAAGGAAGCACUUGUGGGAUCGGGCAGUACCCACGUUUCAUGGCCAAGAAGCGGGGCUCCGUGGUGAAAAUAAUUUGCCAGUUGGAGGUCACGGGCCCCGUGAGCUGGCUCUGGAAACAGGAUAUGGACUCGGAGCCCAAGGAACUGGCCGUGAAACCGGGACGCAUCCAGCAGACCCAGACCAGCACCAACGCCACCCUCACCAUUCACGACGCCCAGUUCCAGGACAACGGCAUCUACUUCUGUCAGCACAGAUGUCCGGACAAGUCCCUUCAGAUGGGCUGCGGCAGUGAACUCCGAGUCAUGGGGUUCAGCACCUUGGCUCAGCUGAAGCGGCGGAACACACUGAAAGAUGGCAUCAUCAUGAUCCAGACCCUGCUCAUCAUCCUCUUCAUCACCGUGCCCAUCUUCCUACUGCUGGACAAGGAUGACAGUAAGGCUGGGAUGGAGGAAGACCACACCUAUGAGGGCCUGAACAUUGACCAGACGGCCACCUACGAGGACAUAGUGACUCUGCGGACAGGGGAGGUGAAGUGGUCGGUGGGUGAGCACCCAGGCCAGGAGUGAGGCCAGCCCUCCCCAUGCCCCUGGGCACAGCCUGCUGGGCCCCAUUGACUGCUUCAGAGCCGCCUGGCUCCCAGUCCAUCCCUUUUUCCUUGGAUCCCCUGUUGGCCUCCAAAGCUGGCCCACCAGAUCUGCCUGCCCCUCCGGCCCCUGGCCCCCAGCUCUUGCCAAGGGGACUGGAGUGGAAGGGCCAUAGGUCAGUGAUUUGCAGCCGGGAGUUGUCUGGUGACAGACUGGGCCCAGCUUUCUCGGGGUGCUAUGCGGGGAUCCAUCCUGAGUCCAGGACAGGGAAGGCAUGGACUGGUCUGGAACCUGCAAAUGGACUCAGAGCAGAGAGCUUCCUAUGAAGCCUGGCCAGGAAUAGGCCACCGAGAGCUUCAUCCCUCUCCCACUCUCUGCCACUCUCUCCCGCCCCACGGGCUCCUAGCCUUGAGCCCAUUCUCCCAUGGAAUAAACAAUGUGUCUUAAGA